Brassicogethes aeneus is the source of this 2518-nucleotide messenger RNA. The record is from the annotation of a GenBank genome assembly. NCBI's taxonomy places the organism in Eukaryota, Metazoa, Arthropoda, Insecta, Coleoptera, Nitidulidae.
CUAAUCAUAUAACCAAAUACUUGGUAACGACAAAAUUUGAGCACAAAAUUAGGUAUUAUACUAUACAUAUAGAUGUAUACAUUUAAACAUGGAAGAAGAGAGCAUCAUUGAAAUCAUUGAUCAUGAUUCGGACAGCCAAAGUUCAACAUUUGCUCUCGAAUCAAAAUUACAGAAAACAACAGAAAAAGGAAAUAAAGUUGAAGUGAUUCAAAUAUUGACUCAAAAUCCAAAUUUAUUGGACGCGAAAAUAUUCAGAAUUUACAAAUCAAUAUUGCACUAUUACUACCAAAAAAAUGACAGAGAAAUGGUUGAGGAAAUAAUAAGGAUUGGAUAUGAAAAGAGUAGGGAUCCGUUUUAUGCAGUAGCCAGUUGCGAAGCAUCUCCAUCAUUAAAUAAAAAUGAAACUAAAGAGGGAGAUACGCCGUUAAUGUUUCUUUUAAAGUACGGGCAAUACAACCACAAAGACUUUAUGCAGCAUUUAAAUAUGUUGUUAACAGAAAUAAAUAUGAACAAAAUGGAUUAUUAUCACAAGACGCCUCUUAUGAUUGCACAACAAAAAAACGCCACUGAUGUUGUUGAAUUGUUAAAAAAGAAAAAUGUUUUGGUCGAUGUUUUAACUGAAUUAUUUAACUUAAUAAUACAAAAAAAAUCAACUGAAUUUGGGGAACUGUUGAGUCACAAUAUGCACCUUAAAAAUUGCGAUGACGGCGAAAAUACUCUUCUACAGUUGUCCAUAAUUUAUUGUCCAAAUAUAACAACAUUUUUACUAAGCAUUGAUGUAGACGUCAAUAGAACAACAGAAAGAAGUAACAAAUUUCCACCGAUACUAUUGGCUGCAUUGUUCGACGAAGAACAAAUAUUCCAUGCCUUGGUGAACAAUAAAACUUUAAAGAUCUCGCAAGAUUUGUUUUGCAGUUUUUUGAUAUAUCGUUCCAAUAAAGUGAAGCCCAAAUAUGUCAAAACUUUAUUGGAAUGCGACAAUUUGGACGUUAAUUACACCACAAAACAAGACAAUACACCGCUACAUUACGCAAUCAUUUUUCAUCAUACAGAUGCCACCAAAAGUUUAUUGAAGAGAGGAGCUUCCUUAACGAAGAAAAACAAAAACGGGAAAACUUGUCUGAGCAUGAUAAAUCCUAGCGUCCUCCACGAAUAUUUGGACUCUUGCAUUGUGUUUGAUAAUUUUAACAACGAUAUAAGGUGCGCGCGGUAUAAAAUAGUGUUCAAUUUUCAAAAUAUCGUUGAUAGAAACGAUGAAAUAGAUUUGGUCCGAAAAAUGGGAUCCAAAAAUAGUUUGAGGAAUAUUUUUAACCAUCCAUUGGUGGAAAUUUUAAUUCACAUGAAAUGGCAUUUGGCAAAACCGUUAUUUAUUGCUUCCGUAAUUUUAAGGUUUAUAUACUACUUAUUAAUAACCAUUCUUUUGGUUUCUAAAAUACAUUACCCUAUUUUUAUUGGUAUGAUUGUAUUAGGUCAAGCAAUCAUAACUUAUAAUUUUCUGUACAUAAAAGAUUAUAAGAAAAAUAAUGUUCAUGGGUUUUUUGAGGCACUGUUACUUUUGAAUCUAUUAUCACAAUUAAUAAUUUUGCUAAUCAAUUUUGAAAUAAAAAGUUUGGAGCCCUUUGCCUAUGUUAUUAUGUCCAUAAUAUUUACAUUGCAUAUAGGAUACCACCCAAAUCUUUCCAAAUGGGCAGCUAUGCUCCAAAUGGUAUGCAAAACAUUUUUUAAAUUGUUUUGCUUAUUUUUUAUUCCUAUCCUGGCGUUUACGUUAGGUUUUUAUCAGUUAUUUUACAAAAACAAACCUUUCAAAAACAUACAGGUAUCAUUGUUUACUGUACUGGUGAUGUUAACAGGCGAAUUUGAUGCCAACGAUAACUUUGUAAAUGACUCAGUUGAUUUUUUUGAUCAAGUAUUCUUUAUUUCAUUUCUAAUCUUGAUGACUGUUAUUUUGAUGAAUUUCUGGACGGCCGUUACCGUAUCGGAUAUAAGUAAACUCGAGAAAGACAGUGCUACAGUUGCGGCCAAACACACCCUAGGAUUUCUACAGUUUGCUGAAAAAGUAUACAGAACUUCAUUGUAUAGGUUUAUAGAAAAAACUUUAUGUUUAAAAGCACCUUUUCUUUCUGCCAACUGUUUAUCAGAGAAGAGGUCAAAAAAUUGUAAAAAAUUUAUACAAAACAAUAAAAAAGAAACCAUAUGUAAGGUUGAGUGCCACAUUAAUAGACAGAAAAUGUUCACAAACAAUCUUGAUACCUUCAAACUUAAUAGUCACCUUGUGUGUAGGGUUUUUGAGUUUUAUGAACAUAGGAAAAAAAAUAAACUCGCACUAAAAAACGAACAAGAAUUACGGAAUGAGAUUAGAACUAUAAAUCAUAUUUUGGAAAGACUUGAAGCUAGAGUAGCUGCUCUUACACCACUAACCAGAAACCAUAGUGUACCUUAGUUAUGUUUGAUUAUAUUAUAUUUAAAAAAUAAAUUUCUGAAGAUAACAGUUUAUUUUAGAUUACCUUAAUCUGUCCUU